CAAGAAGAUUCAAAGAGCGCGCGCGCGGAUGUGACGGCGCUCUUGCUAUGCUUAAGCGAUUUAAAAAAAACACCAAGUUCAGAAGUGCGUAUGGUGUUACCAUCGCGGAAUUACCGGAUCCAGUGCAGAAUAAAGCUAUAAAUUAAAGUAUGAUUGGUGAUAAAACGUCGACUUGUAUAAUCGUAUUGAAAUCAAUGUGCAUUUUAAUGCAGACUGAAAAUGUCUUAUCAACAGGUUUUACACAUCCAUACGAGAACGCAUAACAAAAGGACAUACAAAGACACGUAGUUUUCAGAUUUGAAUAAUUAUGGAUCGGGCUAGCAUUUAUUUUUUGGAUGAAGGCGAACUAAAUACUUAUGACUACGACGAAACAUUGCCAGCAUUACCCCUACCAGACCUACACGAUACACUAAAACGCUACUAUGAAUCGUUAAAGCCAUUUGGCUCACAUAAAGAAUUGAGUAAUUCGAAAGAAAUUAUCAAGAAAUUUGAAUCUGGAGUCGGUGCUCAAUUGCAUGAAAAAUUAAAAGAAUUAGCUGCAAUCAAGAAGAAUUGGUUAAAUGAAUGGUGGGAUAAAUAUGCAUACCAUAUGUUGAGACUACCACUACAUCCCUACAUCGUAAUGGGAAUGCCAGUAAAAUUUGAAGUCAUCAAUAUUCCAGAAACGCCGGCUCAUUUGCUUAAGAAUUUAUCACGUAUGAUAUAUCAUACAUUGGAGUUUUGGGAAUUGGCCCACAAGGCUACAAUGAAACCACUUUCUUCUAACGGCGGCAAAACUAAAUAUUCAUCAGCAUUGUACAAGAGAUUCUUCUCAACAACACGAGUUCCUGGCGUGGAAUUUGAUUAUAUUAAAAGUUACUUUAAGACAGUUAAGGAUGGUGCAACGCCUUCGCAUGCCAUUAUUUCUGGUAAAGGGCGAAUUUUUGUUUUUGAUUGCCUACAUACUGAUGGGACGAUUAUAACCCAGCAAGAAAUACGCAAUGUAUUGCAACGCAUUCGUUGUACUUUAGAUUAUGAGCCAAUGGGAGAUUGUGUACCUGUUCUUACCCAUGACGAUCGUACUACUUGGGCAAAUAAUUAUAUGCAUCUUCAAGAAAUCUCGGCAAAGAAUAUUGAAACACUCAUAACAAUAGAAAGUUCUUCAAUCUUUGUAGCAUUCGACGAGAAUGAGCCACAAACCUAUGAAGAAAUUUCGCUUAUUUGUGUAAGUGGCGAUUAUCAUUCAAAGUGGGGAGAUCGAAGUAGCACAAUUAUUGCCUAUAAAAAUGGCCGAUUUGCCUGCAUUGGAGAGCAUUCAGCGUAUGAUGGCAGCAUUAGUGUGAGCUAUGCACUUUUUGUGCAGCUUAGCAUGUAUGAAGUUCCCGAGCCAGACUGGGAUUCUCAGGAAGUCAUCGCGAUCGUUCCCCUGAAGGAAUUAAAGUUCGAAUUGGAUGAAAAUCUGAGGGUAGAAAUUAAACGAGCAAUGGUGGACUGUGACCGAAGAAGAAAUGACAUUAUCAUUACACAUGACUGCUUCAAGGGAUACGGAAAAGAGGUUAUAAAAAAGUGGAACCUACAUCCCGACUCUUUCAUUCAAGUUGUCAUGCAGUUAGCAUAUGCAAAACUGCACAACGAGAUUGCUUCUACAUAUGAGACAGCCCUUAUGCGUCAUUACUACAACGGUCGUACGGAAACUUUACGCUCUUGCACCACUGAAGUACAUAAGUUUAUUCAAGUUGCAAACAAUUCAAAAUCUUCAAAUUCAGAAAUAUGUUCUGCCUUUCGAAAUGCCGUUAAUCAUCACAAUCACAUGAUGAAUGAGACGCGCGAAGGAAAUGGAGUGGACAGACAUUUAUUUGGAUUGUGGUGUAUAGCUUACGAAAAUGGAAGGGGUAUACCAGAAUUCUAUGAGGAUCCAUUGUACAUAAAAAGCGGAGGCGCAGGAAACUUUAUUCUUUCUACAAGUACGUUAGGAUAUUCCACUAAUGUGGGAUUUGUGGCUCCAAUGACCUUAGAUGGAUAUGGUGUUUUCUACACCAUUACCUCAGACAACAUUUAUAUUCAAAUCUCAGCAUUUCGUGAUAGCUCCAAAACAAGUCCGCAUAAAUUUAAUGAAACAUUUAAGCAAGAAUUUUCUACAAUCAAAGCUGUUUUACAAAAUGCAUAUGAUUCCAAGUUGUGA
This is a messenger RNA of Rhagoletis zephyria (snowberry fruit fly), 2161 nucleotides long. It is a transcript of the gene CROT, whose product is annotated as Carnitine O-octanoyltransferase. Lineage: Eukaryota; Metazoa; Arthropoda; Insecta; Diptera; Tephritidae. Gene Ontology annotation, cellular component: peroxisome. The record is from RefSeq and is a predicted model, not a curated record. Gene Ontology annotation, molecular function: carnitine O-octanoyltransferase activity.